CGGCUCUGAAGCGAUAUUGGAUGGCUAGACCACAUUCAUGCUGCCAAGAUAUUCUGUUAACAAAUACGGAAUCGUAGAGCGGAAUGAUUGACCGCAGAUGCGGCUCUGCGUCUCCGGGUGAGGCGCUCUGGGCAGAAAGCCGCGAUGCCUCUCUUUGGGACGGGGGUGCUUGGCGUGGCGCAGGGGCAACAAGAUUGACGAUAAAGGCCUUGGCACCAGCUCCAUUGCCCCUUCCCACUAUCCGUACGGCCUUCCAUCAUCUUGUCAACUCGGAACCCGUAAUCGCUUUUGUCUGCGUUCUAAGGAUGCGCUGCAGCUACGCCGUCUCGGCUGCCUUCGUUGGGCUCUUUGUUCAAGGCUCUGUGCGUACACAGGGUAUCACGUUCCUACCUUCCAGCCGAGCGUCCUGCACGCCCGACAAUGCCACGCCGAUAGAGCAAUACAUCAGUAGCGGGCCUGGAGGAGGUGGUGGCGGCGGCGGUCCGGAUCCCGGCGUCUUCCUCUCCUACGACAUCUUCCAAAUCGUCAGCAAUGCCGUCAAGAAGCGAAUGACUCCCAACGCCCAGCUCGCCAACAUCGCCUACAUUGUGCGUCCCCGAGUGUCGCCCUCGCUCUCAUGUACAGCGACCGAGAUGUGCUUCUCAGUCUCCAAGGCACCCUUCUGCCUUGACAUCACGACGGGCGCCUUCCGCGACGGCGCCGGCACCACGGGCAACGCCCUUAGCGGCGACUACACGCUGUCUGACGGCCGGAAGGGCAACCUGUACAAUGGGUCAUACCCACUCCCGUCUGGUAUGGAGACAGCCGCCGCUGCGACAACACCGGCCGCGACAAAUGGAGGACUGACGGCCAACCCAGGGGCAAGCAGUGCGACAGCCAACCCAGGGGCAGGCAGUGCGACAGCCAACCCAGGGACCGGCACUACCCCAGCCGCACAAGGAGCGCCGACAGCAACUGGUGGAGGCCCUGCCCCCACAACAACCAACGGAGCGGUGAACGGGCUCAAGGCACAGGGUGGCGCGGCUGUUGUAGGCGUUGUCGCUCUCAUCGGCGCCGUCCUGCUCUGA
Messenger RNA from Lasiosphaeria miniovina, 1067 nucleotides. RefSeq lists its product as uncharacterized. NCBI's taxonomy places the organism in Eukaryota, Fungi, Ascomycota, Sordariomycetes, Sordariales, Lasiosphaeriaceae. Bases 84 to 1067 code for a protein of 327 amino acids. The record is from RefSeq and is a predicted model, not a curated record. The transcript is spliced from 2 exons.